This is a messenger RNA of Ochotona curzoniae (black-lipped pika), 5257 nucleotides long. It is a transcript of the gene KMT5B, whose product is annotated as lysine methyltransferase 5B. Lineage: Eukaryota; Metazoa; Chordata; Mammalia; Lagomorpha; Ochotonidae. Gene Ontology annotation, cellular component: nucleus. The record is from RefSeq and is a predicted model, not a curated record. The transcript is spliced from 11 exons. The coding region runs from base 129 to 2780 and encodes 883 amino acids. Gene Ontology annotation, molecular function: histone H4K20 methyltransferase activity; protein binding.
GCGCGGCCCGAGAGCUCGGCGACGCCGCGGCCGCGCGCCGGCGGCCGAGGAGGAGAGAGCGUUGCCGUUAUCCUCUAGGCUGUUUGGAGAGAGUGACUCAAUGCACCUUGGGCAGGCAGUCUGCGGGGAUGAAGUGGUUGGGAGAGUCCAAGAACAUGGUGCUGAAUGGCCGCAGGAACGGAGGCAAAGUGUCUGAGCGUCAGCAGAGCCCGUCCAAAGCGCAGCCCGCAGGCAAGGACGCCUUGAAGGCCGGCCGGAGCGCAGGCGAGCGCAAGGCCAGCAGAUGCCAUGGGAGCUCAGGGUUCGAAGGGCAGAGCCGCUACGUGCCGUCUUCUGGGAUGUCCGCCAAGGAGCUCUGCGAGAACGACGACCUCGCCACCAGCCUGGUUCUCGACCCUUAUUUAGGUUUUCAAACACACAAAAUGAAUACUAGCGCCUUUCCUUCGAGGAGCUCAAGGCAUUUUUCAAAAUCUGACGCUUUUCCUCACAACAACCCCGUGAGAUUCAGGCCUAUUAAAGGAAGACAAGAAGAACUAAAAGAAGUGAUUGAACGUUUUAAGAAGGAUGAGCAUUUGGAAAAAGCCUUCAAGUGUCUGACGUCAGGCGAGUGGGCGCGGCACUAUUUCCUCAACAAGAACAAAGUGCAGGAGAAAUUAUUCAAGGAACAUGUGUUUAUUUACUUGCGAAUGUUUGCAACUGACAGUGGAUUUGAAAUACUACCUUGUAAUAGAUACUCAUCAGAACGAAAUGGAGCCAAAAUAGUUGCAACAAAAGAGUGGAAACGAAAUGACAAAAUAGAAUUACUGGUGGGUUGUAUUGCCGAACUUUCAGAAAUUGAGGAGAACAUGCUACUUAGACAUGGAGAGAACGACUUCAGUGUCAUGUAUUCCACAAGGAAAAAUUGUGCUCAACUCUGGCUCGGUCCUGCUGCGUUUAUUAACCAUGAUUGCCGACCUAACUGUAAGUUUGUGUCAACUGGUCGGGACACAGCGUGUGUGAAGGCACUUCGAGACAUUGAACCCGGAGAAGAAAUUUCCUGUUAUUAUGGAGAUGGGUUUUUUGGAGAAAACAAUGAAUUCUGCGAGUGUUACACUUGUGAAAGACGGGGAACUGGUGCUUUUAAAUCCAGAGUGGGACUGCCUGCGCCUGCUCCUGUUAUCAAUAGCAAAUACGGACUCAGAGAAACAGAUAAGCGUUUAAAUAGGCUUAAAAAGUUAGGGGACAGCAGCAAAAACUCAGACAGCCAAUCUGUGGGCUCUAACACUGAUGCAGACACCACUCAGGAAAAAAACAAUGCAACUUCUACACGAAAAUCUUCAGUCGGUGUAAAAACGAGCAGCAAGAGCAGAGCGUUGACCAGGCAGUCGGCGUCGAGAAUUCCAGCUCCUCCCAGUACUACCUCAUCGAAGCUGACCCCCGGCAGUGAUUCCAGGGCACCAAAGAGACUGAAGAAACCCGCCAGGCCUUUACUGUCAAAGAUCAAACUAAGAAAUCCCUGCAAGCGGCUGGAGCAGAAGAACACUUCGAGAAAGCUUGAGGUGGGCGACCUAGUACUUAAAGAGCCCAAAGUCGUUCUGUAUAAAAAUUUGCCCAUUAAAAAAGAAAAGGAGCCAGAGGGACCAGCAGAGGUGACAGGUGCCAGCGGGUGCUUGACCAGGCACGCGGCACGGGAGCACAGACCAAGUCCUGGGAGAGGUGCUGGCACGCAGGGGGAAGGCUCGCCCUGCGCCUACACGACCAGGCGGUCGGUGCGGACGAGGACCAGUCUGAAGGAGGCCUCGGACAGCAAGUCGGAACCAAGCCCACUGGACAGCUGUGCCAGUAGUGAGGCCAAGCCUCAGGCAGACUGUGCCGAGCAGCCGGCAGAGCCACCCGGGGUGCCACAAGAAGAACCAGCUCCUGACAUGGCACCAGAGGGCGAAGCCAGGUGUCACGGGAACCCUGACAGCCCAUCCAAAAGAAAGUCGCGGCAGGGGAAGCUAGUGAGACCGUCGGGAAGUGCUGAGGAGUCCCCUCCCGUGCACAGUCCCCCUGACAGCGACAGUGUGCCCCUGGCUCCAGCGGAGCCACGGCCCGAGCAGGGCGAGUUCAACGGCCCCGCUGGCGUGCCUGCGAGUCACACGGCCUGCGCCUCCCCACCAGCCAGCUGCCCGGUUGUCACAGCAGACAGCUUCAAAGUCAAAGACAGCUUCAGAACUGCCAAGAGCAAGAAGAGGAGGCGGGCCACGCGGUACGACGCACAGCUGGUGCUGGAGGACAGCUCCGGCAUCCCCAAGCUGACUCUGCGCCGGCGCCACGACAGCAGCAGCAAGGUGGCCGAGCAGGAGGGCGACGCAGUGAGCGCCUCUAAGCUCAGCAUCAAGCUGAGCAAGGACCACGACAAGGACAGCAACCUCUACGUGGCCAAGCUCAACAACGGCUUCAGCUCGGGGUCCGGCAGCAGUUCGACAAAGCUCAAGAUCCAGCUGAAGCGGGACGAAGACGGCAAGGGGCCCUACGCGGAGGGGCUGCAUGAGAACGGGCUGUGCUGCAGCGACCCCCUGUCCCUGCUGGACCCCCGCGUGGAGGUGGACGACUACAGCCAGUGCGAGGACGAGAGCACUGAGGACGACUCCUCCUCCUGCGCCGAGGAAGAGGACGAGGAGGAGGAGGAGUUUGAAGACGACUUCAUCCCUCUGCCGCCAGCCAAGCGCUUGAGGCUCAUAGUCGGGAAAGACUCGAUAGAUAUUGACAUUUCCUCGAGGAGAAGGGAGGAUCAGUCUUUAAGGCUAAACGCGUGAGCUGCUGGUCUGAGCGUGACCAGGGUGACGACCCUGAAGAGGUAGACAUCCCAGCCGCGGGCUCCGUCACCCUGGAGGAUGUGCAGCGGGCCGGCCCUGGCCAGCUCGGAGCUGCGCACAUUUUCCGUACUUUUUCAAAAGCCUUCUAUGUGCAAUUCUGAAUGGGUGGGAAAGCCCCAGUGUAAAAUAAAGGCUCAAGCAAAAUUGUACAGUGACAGCAACUUUCCGCACAGGACAUUGGAAACAAUAAUGUGGCUACACAAUUUUUUUUCUUUUAAGAGCGUCCGCUGACUGUGCUAUAUGACUAAACAGUAACUUAAAUCAUAGUAGGCUUUCUAGCGUAUGCUCGAUCACCAGCAGUGACCGGGGCUUCUGGGUUUCCUGGUUGGAGUCUGGUCAGUUUCACACUGUUUGGGGGGGCCCCUUUGUUAGUGUAGCAAGCCAUUGGUUAGAAGUCAUUGAUUUCUUUAAAAACCAAAAAAGAAAACGAAUUACCCACAGGACAACUUACCUGACCACACGCAGUGUGCUGGGAUGAGUUUCAAUGCAGCGUAUUUAUUGCUUGUCAUGUAAAUUAAAGACCUUGUAUUUAACACUUUUCAAUCCUUUUAGAUAAAAUUGUUCUUGGCAAGAAUGAUUGGUGCUUAUUUUUUCAAAAAUUUGCUGUGAACAAUGUGACAACAAGCAACAUUGACCUAAUGAACUACAGCUGUCUUGAUUUGGUUCUUUGAGUUUUCUGUUGCACUUGUAAAAUGCUACAAGGAAUAUUAAAAAAAAAAUCUAUUCACUUUAACUUAUAAUAGUUUAUGAAAUAAAACCAUAAGUCACAGCUUUUGUUCUGUGGUAACCUAUAAAAAUGUUUGUCUGAAAUUCAAUGUAAAGAAGUGAAAACAAUGUAUAUGUUGUAAAUAUUUGUGUGUUGUGAGAAAUUUUUGUCAUAAGAAAUUAAAAGAACUUACCAGGAAGGUUUUUAAGUUUAGAAAUAUUCAUGCCAAUAAAAUAGGAAAUUAUAAAUAUAUAUAGUUUUAAGCACUGCAUCAGUGGGAGUUCCUGGCUUAUGUUAGUUUAUUAUGAAAAUAUCAACUUUUUUUUACUGUCUUAUCAGACAAAAAGAAGAGUCAGAUUUGUGGGUUUUGGUUUUGUUUGUUUUUUUGAAGCACUUUGAGAAAUUUUAAGUAACUUAAUGAGCAAAUUUUGGCUACUACUUGUGUUCAACACCCAGCUCUCGUAUCUCUGGCUUUAUUUUACAAAUCCUUGGAUAAAGAAUUUGGGAACAUGAAUCUGUAGAGAAGGUUGGACACCAGUGGCUCUCCUGAUCGCCUGGACAUGCAGGCAUGAACUCUAGGUGCACCGCCUUCAUCAGAGACCUUGGCCGGUCACCCACAGGGGCCGUGGGCAGCACCCUGGGGUCCAGCGUUGGAGCUCACUGAUGGCUGCUGGCCACCUGGGGAGGGGAACCUUCCUUGGAGCUGGCUGUGUUGGCAGGCUCCAAACAAAGUCUAAGAUUCAGAAACAUUUUUGCAAGAUUGUUCUGCCCCUGUGUGCCCGAAGGAGUGCCUUUGCAGCCUCCCUGGCGGUCAAGGUGCAAGAUUCCUCAGGUAUUCACUCCGGGUCGCGCGGUAGAGGCAGCCCCCCACACUCAGGCACCCCUUGCCCUGGCCUGGAGGUCACCCCAUGAGGGAGGGCAGCCCUGGAGCACUUUACAGGCCGGGCUUUCUGCCUAGAAGUGAGCCCACACCAAGCCGGAGGGCAGCGGGCUGUCCCUCUCCCACGGUGGCCAUGGCCACAGCCGCAGGCUCAGAGACUUAACCCUGCAACUGCUGGGAGAGCAACAAAAGCCGUUUCAGGAAUUGUUGAGUCUUGAGGAAAAAAAACAACCCAUUUCCCAAUUUUCUCCAUUUCUAAUAUCCGUAACUUAUUCAUGACGUUUGUUGUAGUGUUUCCGUGGCCUCCGUCUUGCAAGGCUGACCUUCCCGUGGUUGCAGAGCAGUGGCCUUGGGGUCGAAAGCGCCGUCUCCGGCCGCGGUGGACACCCUCUAGGGAAACCUCAUUUCCGUUCUUAGUGGCGGGGGCCUCGCACCUGCCCGCCAUCUGCUGUGUGACUUCCCCACGCGGACUGUGAAAUCCACACUGUUGAGCAGUUUGGAAGAGGUUGGGUUCAAUAAAACUUUCUGAGCUUGAGCUUAUGCAAUGAUCAGUGAAGAUUUUGACGUUGUAAAGAGUUAGACAUGAUCAUAGAAAUAAUCUGUAAAGUAUUCAACUUUCAAUCAUUUUUCAAAUUACUGUUUUAAAUUGUUUUUGCUGAGUUGUAAUACUUUUGAGAUACAAUGUAUUCCUUGUACUGAAAGAAUGAAAAAGGACUUUUUGAGCAUUUGAGGUAAGUUCUUUAACGUUUCAUUAAAAACAUUUUUUACAACUAUUUUGUACAUGCACCUGCAGUAUUGAGGUUAAUCAUUUUAAUAAAUUCGGAAAUUAAA